Messenger RNA from Oncorhynchus mykiss (rainbow trout), 1939 nucleotides. RefSeq names its product somatostatin receptor type 1-like. Gene Ontology annotation, biological process: cellular response to estradiol stimulus; neuropeptide signaling pathway. Gene Ontology annotation, molecular function: neuropeptide binding; somatostatin receptor activity. The record is from RefSeq and is a predicted model, not a curated record. Gene Ontology annotation, cellular component: plasma membrane; neuron projection. Lineage: Eukaryota; Metazoa; Chordata; Actinopteri; Salmoniformes; Salmonidae.
CCUGAAACGCAACGUCUGCGCGCUGUACCAUAGAUCAACUGCCGUGAGGAGAUGGGUUCUCUGGACAGUACUGUUUGAGAAGGGUUAUUUAAGAUAUACUUUUUUGUUUUAGAAAAAACUGCCAAAAUGCUCAACAGCUCUAUCAGGAAUCUAACACUGGAGGACGUUUUUUUCCUAAUUAACAACUCGUCUGGGAACGGAACGUACAACGAGUCUCACGGCAGCGCUAUCCUCAUCUCCUUCAUUUACUCGGUUGUCUGUUUGGUCGGACUGUGCGGGAACUCUAUGGUUAUCUAUGUCAUUUUCAGAUAUGCCAAAAUGAAAACGGCAACAAAUAUUUAUAUUCUAAAUUUAGCCAUCGCGGACGAGUUACUUAUGCUGAGUGUCCCCUUCCUGGUGACAUCUUCACUCCUUCACCACUGGCCUUUCGGCUCCCUUCUCUGCCGACUUGUUCUAAGUGUUGAUGCUAUUAAUAUGUUUACGAGUAUUUACUGCCUAACUGUACUUAGCAUAGACCGAUAUAUUGCGGUUGUACACCCCAUCAAAGCCUCCCGGUACCGGAGGCCCACAAUAGCUAAAAUAGUCAACUUUGGGGUUUGGAUGUUUUCUAUCCUGGUCAUUUUGCCCAUUAUUAUAUUUUCCACGACCGUUCCAAACUUGGACGGUUCGCUCGCUUGCAACAUUCAGAUGCCAGAGCCAGUGAACCAGUGGAUGGCUGUGUUUGUGAUUUAUGCCUUUCUCAUGGGCUUUCUGUUCCCAGUCAUUGCUAUCUGUAUGUGUUACAUCCUCAUCAUCGCCAAGAUGAGAGUGGUGGCAAUGAAGGCAGGCUGGCAGCAGCGUAAGAAAUCGGAGAGAAAGAUCACUCUGAUGGUGUUGAUGGUGGUGACCGUGUUUGUCAUCUGUUGGAUGCCCUUUCACAUUGUACAGCUCGUUAAUGUCUUCGUGAAGCACCAUAACGCGACAUUCAUGCAACUCGCAGUGAUUUUGGGGUACGCAAACAGCUGCGCCAACCCUAUACUGUAUGGAUUUUUAUCAGACAAUUUCAAACGUUCGUUCCAAAGAAUUUUGUGCCUGCGGUGGAUGGACAAUGCAACGGAGGAACCAAUAGAUUACUAUGCCACCGCUUUGAAAAGUCGUGGUUACAGUGCGGAUGAAUUUCAACCAGACAACAUGGAAUGUGACAGCACUUAUAGAAAUGGAAUCUGCACUUCGAGGACAACGACACUGUAACCUAGCAUAUGGACAUAAAGUGAUGAAGCGAUAUGAACAAAAUCAUAAAUGUGACCACUGAGUGUUUUGCUCAUUAGGCCUACUAGGCUGUUACUUCGGUAUUUAUUAGUUUUGUUUACUUGCAACUAUUUAUAUGAACUAAAUUAAAAGGUUGACCAAUCAGAAUGUCUUAUCGAAUCAUUGCAAUAUGGAUUCAGGUGGCACUGUGCGUAAAAGUCCUCCAAUUAUGACAAGUAGCCUUACAGAGCAGAAACAGACUGGCACUACUAGAGCCUGCCGGUGUGCAGUGUAGUUAUACCAUUUCCAAUGUGUGAGCCAGAGUGUGGACUCGAGUCAUAAGACUUGGACUCGAGUCUGACUUGAGUCACACAUCUGAUCACCUGAGACUCGACUUGAUAGAAAAUAAAAUAACUCGAGACUUGACUCGAAACGCACACUCGGCACUCUCUCUGAUUGGACCAACUGUCAAUCAACACAGGUUGGAUGAGCUGGCGCAGUGAGAACAUUUUCGGGGGUCGCUUGUGAAAGCUGAAUGGGAAAAUAUGAAUAUUUUUUCAUACAUAUUUUAAUAGGCUACAUGUAGCCUGCCAGUUUAAUUUUAUAACAAUGCCUUUGCUUAUUCGAUCUGGUCACUAACAUGAUAGGCCUACAGCAUUGCAACAAAUGGUUGUUUCUAAAACAUUCUAAACUAUGCUUCAGAACCACAAAG